ACGUGCAAAUUAUAUAGAGAGGUCUCCGAGGGUGAACAUGUCGCUAUUCCAGCGCUAUGUGACUGUAGAACCGGCUUUGUUUCUUUUCAUGUUUGCAGCGUUUAUGUCGUAUCCUCUUAUGUACGAGCUAGUCAUGAAGAGAGUUUGUGAUGAACACAAUUGCACUAUCAGCAGCGAUUUGCCUAAAAACUCAUCAUCACACGGUUGCCCUCACGUGCCGUCUGCCAUCAAAUCUCGUGUGAUACACGAGACGUCGUUGUGGAUAUUGUACAUCAACAUUGCAAACUCCCUUCCAUCUAUCAUGGCUGCACUAGCUACGGGGGCGUGGUCAGACAGAGUGGGUAGAAAGGUUGUCAUGAGUUUUCCGGCUGUUGGUCUUUCAGUCAAUGCAUUUUUUGUUCUUCUCGUGUGGUAUCUUCAUUUGCCUUUGGAGGUUCUGUUUGCUGGUCAAAUUUUGAGUGGUUUCAUGGGGGGAUAUGGCACAUUCAACUUGGGAAUGUUUGCUUACAUGUCUGAUAUCACAUCUACAGCUUAUAGAACGACGAGAAUUGGCAUAUUGGAAUCAAUGAUAUUUCUUGGUGGAAUGUUGGGGAAUAUUAUUGGAGGGUUAUGGGUGAGAAGUGGUAAUUUUGCGCCUGCAUUUUGGUGCAUUUUUGCAUGUGGUAUUGCAGUAUUGUUGUAUGUCAAUGUAAUUGUACGAGAAUCUCGGCCGAAGCGCAGAUGGUCAUACCAGCAGCACAAAUGCAAGGCGUUUUUCAGGUGUAACAACUUGGUCAAGGCCUUCAGCUUGUUCGUUCGAUUUCAAUAUCCAUAUUGGCCACUUGUUUUGGCAAUUUCUGUAUUUGUUUUGGUUUCUAUUAACUUUGCUGGUAUCAUUGAUGUUGUUACUCUAUAUGUCUUUGAUUGGCCACUGUGCUGGUCAUCUAAGCAAUUGGGAUAUUUUCUUGCGUCAAAAAUGGGAAUGAAUGGUGUUGCUAUUCUCUUGUUUUUGCCUUUGUUGAAGAAAGUUGGACUUUCAGAUUUGGCAGUAAUAAACAUUGGACUUGUAUCUGGUGUAGCAUCUCUUAUACUGAUGGGUCUUGCAUCUCACGCAUGGAUGAUGUAUCUUGUUCCUGUAGUUGGUGCUUUAAGAGGCAGUGUUGUACCUAGUCUCAGAUCUCUUAUGUCGAAGAUGGUCAAUGAGAACGAUCAUGGUGCUUUGUUUGCCGCUGUUGCAUGUUUUGAGGUCUCAUGCAGUUUGCUAGCAACAAUCAUAUUUAACAACAUGUAUCCAGCAACGAAUCAUCUUUUAACUCCUCAUGGUGUUUGCUUCUUCUUCAUGUCUGGGAUGCUGGUGAUUGCCAUGAUUGUCACAAUUGUUUUAAGACAAGGCUGGUAUUCAAGCGGUGACGACAGUCUACCAGAGAGGUUCAAUGUCAAUGCAGAUUAUGAUACACUUGGCGAUCAGGAUGGCAACGUCAGGAAAAGUUCAACCAGUGACAGCGUGAGUUGUAUGUCAUCAAAUGUUAUCAGAGUAUAGCGAGAUCUGGAUUUUGAGAAUAGAGAGUACUUGAAAGUCGUAAUACGUAUAAGUAUACAGCAACAGUAGUGCACUGUGUGUGUACUUUCUACAUGUAUAUAAAUACUUGCAGAGAGUGCCACCUUCAAAUCAACGAGAGUGAAAUUGUGAAUACAAUGUUU
Molecule: messenger RNA, 1680 nt
Organism: Corticium candelabrum
Lineage: Eukaryota; Metazoa; Porifera; Homoscleromorpha; Homosclerophorida; Plakinidae
Product: proton-coupled folate transporter-like
Exons: 5
Coding region: 38-1519 (493 amino acids)
Biological process (GO): transmembrane transport
Cellular component (GO): membrane
Molecular function (GO): transmembrane transporter activity
Source: RefSeq, a predicted model, not a curated record